Messenger RNA from Epinephelus lanceolatus (giant grouper), 2093 nucleotides. RefSeq names its product serine/threonine-protein kinase SBK1. NCBI's taxonomy places the organism in Eukaryota, Metazoa, Chordata, Actinopteri, Perciformes, Serranidae. The record is from RefSeq and is a predicted model, not a curated record. Gene Ontology annotation, molecular function: protein serine/threonine kinase activity; ATP binding. Gene Ontology annotation, biological process: protein phosphorylation.
CUCCCAUCCUAGAGGACAGAGCAAUGCGGAGACAAUAGGACGCAGAGCCGGAGGAGUCUGGAGGAUGCGCGGCGCCACAUCCACCGUCACACGGCUGCACGGAGGCUUUUCACAGGACACCGACAUCAGACGAUUCUCCCGGCUUAUCUGGCCUUAGUAUGCGAUCAGAUUAUCCCGUGUGUUUACCAGCAGCCUGGGCUGACAGGGCAGACUGCACAGCUCCCAUAUGGGAACCAACUGAAGGGAAGCCUCAUGUCAAUCCCUAGAACCUCAGCAAUUUCUCUUGCUUCUACCUGGCAGGGAGCAAGCCCACUGUCUCUGAAGUCUGUAAGUGACACCAGCUAUUAGCUACUACUGCUCUGUCCCACCUGAGCGUCUUUUUCCCAGAUUUUUCUCCCAGUACAUCCCCAAAACAGUCCCCAGCAUGAGUUCCUCUCCGCUGGUGUCUCGAGCCAACGUGGACAUCCUGGAUGAGCUGCAGCUGAUCGCAGCCCAGAACCUGGAGAGACUGGAGGUCAACAAGUAUUACGAGGUGAUCAGGGAGCUGGGCAAGGGCACCUACGGCAAGGUGGACCUGGUUAUCCACAAGAUCAGAGGUACAAAAAUGGCACUGAAGUUCCUAAAGAAGAAGACAACCAAGCUGAAGUCGUUCCUGCGGGAGUACAGCAUUUCACUCUACCUGUCUCCCUGCCCUUUCAUCAUUAACAUGUUCGGCAUCGCCUUCGAGACAGAUGACUACUACGUGUUUGCCCAGGAGUAUGCUCUGGCAGGAGACCUCUUUGAUAUCAUUCCUCCACAGGUUGGUCUCCCUGAGGCAGUGGCAAAGCGUUGUGUGCACCAAGUAGCCAUAGCUUUGGACUACUUGCACUGUAAGAAGCUGGUCCACAGGGACAUCAAGCCUGAAAAUAUCCUUAUUUUUGAUCGAGAGUGCCGCAAAGUCAAGCUGUCAGAUUUUGGCAUGACCCGCCGAGCUGGCUCACCUGUGAAAAGAGUGAGUGGCACAAUCCCCUACACAGCUCCAGAGCUUUGUGACGUGUCUCGUCAUGAGGGUUUCUCAGUGGACUACAGCACUGACGUUUGGGCCUUCGGUGUGCUGCUGUUCUGCAUGCUGACUGGCAACUUCCCCUGGGAGAAGGCACUGCCCUCUGACUCCUUCUACCAGGAGUUUAUUCGCUGGCAGAAAAGGAGGACGAACACGGUGCCGUCCCAGUGGAGGCGCUUCACUGAGCAGGCCCUCCGCAUGUUCCGCCGGCUGCUCUCUGUGGAACAGGACCGCCGCUGCUCCGUCAAAGAGGUCUUUGGCUACUUCAGCCACUCCUGGAUGCUAGACACAGAGAAUAACAACAAAAAUUGCAACGGCAACAGUGGAGGUGGCGGAGAGAGGGUUGGUGGUGGUGGAGGAGGAGGAGGGGUGAGAGGAGAGGUGGACGGCACUAUCUCCUCAUCUUCAUCCGGGGAAGAAGACGAGGAACUCCUUGUGGAGAGGAUGAAGCAGCAGACUCUCUCCCCGCUGUCACCUCUCUCUCCCAUGUCUCCAGGGGUAGUUGAGAGGGCUAGCGGUGGCGGGGCUAAGGGUGGGAUGAUGGAACCAGGUGGCGGCCACCAUUUUGUUUCCGUCUCCACCAACAGCUCUGUGUCGUCCACCAAUAGCUAUGAUCGAAUGCCACGAGAAAACAAUUCACCUGGUGGCCGCAUGCUGGUGGCUACACCCAUUGAAAUCUGCGUCUGAGUGCAUCAGAAUGUUCAAGCUGUCACAGACUCACUGGUACACACUUUUAUACCUCUCAUUCAGCCACAUAGAUGUGCAUGCAUGGACAAAGAAACAGACAAUGAGUACUAACACUUGUCCCCAUUUUAAACAUCUUGGGAAAGGUAGAGCACACAUGGAAGACUAAACAAGAGAGUAUUUGAAGAAUGCAUACAUUCCUUACGAGUUAGGAUUUUUGGUCAGACUGGAGUCAAAAGACUCCAUAAGAAGCCCCAUUUAUACUUUGAUUUCAAUGACGGGUGCAAAUGCAGUAUUGUGAAACCCAGAGGAAAAAUGAAAAGUUGCUUCCAUCAGAGAUUUUGUCAAUAAAACUAUCUGAAAAGAA